CGUCUCGCUAAACGGGUCACUAAACUAUCUGGGUACAAGUUUGUAAAAAAAAAAUUUUACUUGAAAAUAUCACAUCUUACAUUGCUGGAGAAUUCGAAAAUAUCUAAACAGCUUGAGUGGCAUAUAGAACUUAUAACAGCACAAUCAUAUUAAACAGAAUUUUGGAAGACAGCCUACAACCAAAUAAACCCUGAUUUAUAAUUAUAUGUACGCGUAUAGAUAUUUAUUUACCGGUUAAAUAUUGAAGAACAUGUGGAUUUCUGUCAUUGUCACAAUCGGUCUAUUUAGGCUUGGAUAUUCUGAAUUUGAGAAUAACGACCAGUGGCGACGUCAGGCCAGAGCGGAUCUCGAGCGGGCCAAAAAUGUGAAGCAAAUAACUAGUUUGGCCAAGAAUGUUGUCCUCAUGAUUGGAGAUGGUAUGGGUCUACCCACCGUCACGGCGGGUCGCAUCUACACGGGUCAAAAGAAGGGUCAGACGGGCGAGGAAUACAAGUUUACUUUUGAGCAGUUUCCCAAUGUCGCUUUGUCAAAGACAUACAACCUUGACCGUCAAGUGCCAGACAGCGCUGGAACCGCUUCCGCCAUCAUGACAGGGGUCAAGGUCAACUUAGGAACCCUCGGGGUCGACGGUUCGGUGCCCUUUGGGGAGAACUGCACGGAGUACAGGAAAGACAGGCAUCUGAAGACUGUCUUGGACUACGCUCUGGAAUCAGGUAAAUCUGUUGGUAUAGUGACCACAACCCGUAUCACCCACGCCACACCUGGGGCUGCAUACGCUCACACACCUCACAGAGACUGGGAGAGCGACACGGACAUGAAGAACACACCAGGCUGUGGUCACCUGAAGGACAUCGCCUACCAGCUGGUCAUGGACAACCCUAACAUCCAAGUUAUUUUAGGUGGCGGCAGACGUAGCUUCAUCAACAACACGACCCCUGACCCAGGGACAAACAAAAUCAGCUCCAACCAACGUACAGAUGGCCUGGAUUUGAGGGAGGAGUGGAAGCGUGAGAAGAGGUCACGUGGUGUCGCGCAUGCGUAUGUUGAAAACAAAGCCCAGUUUGACGCGGUGGAUGCGUCUAAAACAAAUUACUUGUUCGGUUUGUUUACAUCCGGUCACAUGACCUACGAGCUAGAACGUAACCUGACAGAAGAGCCGUCACUCAGUGAAAUGGUGGACAAGGCCAUCAGAAUUCUUAGGAAAAAUCCGAAAGGUUAUUUCCUGCUCAUUGAAGGGGGUCGCAUAGACCACGCCCACCACGACAACUACGGUAAAAAAGCCCUGGAAGAAACCUACGAGUUUGACAAUGCAGUGAAAAGGGUGGGCCAGAUGGUCUCGAUCCAGGACACGCUGACCAUCGUCACAGCUGACCACUCACAUGCAUUUGGCAUGGUAGGGUACCCAUCUAGAGGCAAAAAUAUUUUAGGUUUUGCUGAUGUUCUUAAAGGGGAGGAGCCAAAAGAUGACCUCCCUUACCUGACCAUGAAUUAUCUGAACGGCCCAGCUUUCGGCAGAACAGAUCUCACUAGCGUGAACACUCGAGACAACAACUUCCAACAGCCGGGUUGCGUGCCCAUUAAAGUGUCCGCUCACGGUGGGGAAGAUGUCGCCAUCUACGCACAAGGGCCCAUGUCCCACCUAUUCCACACCACCCACGAGCAGAACUACAUCGGUCACGUGAUGAUGUACGCAUCCUGUAUAGGCGAGUACAAGAGCUCGUGUGACUACAAGAAGAGAGUUCCUUGGGAGACACUAGGACAUAUUUUUUCCAUGCUUAGACAAAGACGGGAAACCAACUGCAACCAUUGA
Molecule: messenger RNA, 1810 nt
Organism: Physella acuta
Lineage: Eukaryota; Metazoa; Mollusca; Gastropoda; Physidae
Product: alkaline phosphatase
Biological process (GO): dephosphorylation
Molecular function (GO): alkaline phosphatase activity
Source: RefSeq, a predicted model, not a curated record